Molecule: messenger RNA, 4951 nt
Organism: Magallana angulata
Lineage: Eukaryota; Metazoa; Mollusca; Bivalvia; Ostreida; Ostreidae
Exons: 11
Coding region: 8-2560 (850 amino acids)
Biological process (GO): double-strand break repair; DNA catabolic process
Molecular function (GO): crossover junction DNA endonuclease activity; ubiquitin binding; DNA binding
Source: RefSeq, a predicted model, not a curated record
UUAUGACAUGAUGGCGGGAUCACACAAACAGCAAAAAGAAGAAAACUAUUUAGACUUGCGUUACCAGUUUCUGCGUGGACUGAUUCAGUAUGAGGAGUGGCAGAGAACUCGGCAUUACCUUAAAUCCGCUGCAGAGUGCACUUCCCGCGCCAUCGUAUCAUUGGAGCUCAGUCCCCAGCCAAUCAGAACACCUCGUCAUGCUCAGCAACUUCAAAGUAUUGGAGGAGAAACAAUGAAAAAGCUGAAGAAGUUUGCUGAGGAGGAUCACUUGCCUAGAGAGCCUCCAUUGUCUGGAAAAUUUGUUAGCUCUGCUGGUGCUUUGUUGGUGGCUUUAAAGAAGGAGGAGGACAUGGUAGAGAAAAGCAGAAAUGAAGAUUACAUGCGUAUCUCAGAAGAGAGAUUGAAAGCUGGGGCAGCCAAGCUGUGUGAAGAAAGAUUUAGUAGGGACGGGUUCUGUCAGGCGUGGUGGAGACUGGAGGUGUUGAUUAAGAGGGGCCUCAUCAAGCGGAGGUUCCACAAAAAGCUACCUGUGUAUCAACUCCUUCCUGAGGGGCAGGAAAUGGCCAACAGACUUAUAGUUGAGUCAAGGAAUUCUGAGCGUAUCCACAAUGGGAUGCGGUCUGGAGACACUCCGUGGAGCCAUGGUCCUGUAUCUACACACACUGAACAUCUGGAGAGUGGCAUGAAAAGUCAAGGUUUGCCACAGAGCACUGGUUAUACAUCUACUCACAGACUCCUGCUACCCAGGGAAUCCAACAUAGACUCUCCCGAUGAGUCGGAGAAUGACAAAUCUACAGCUACUGUGACACGAGUGGCUACCGACUCUUUCUACAGACCUGUGAUGAAUUUUACACCCGAUGAAAACAAAUCCAAUUUCAGCAGGGAGAGAGACAAGUUUUUAUAUAAAAGCACUGGCUAUGAUGAAAAUUCUGUAAUAACAAAUGUUAAAGUAGAAAGGCAAGGUAACAGCCACAACAAGGCCAAGUCAGGGCUGUUACCAUGGCAGCAUGAACAAACAGGAACUGAAUGUUGUCAUGGAAAUGACAAAGGGAAUGAUGGUGUGGUUUUCAACAGAUUGGUGAUGGUGAUAGACUCAGCAGAGUGGAGCAAGGAUCAUGAAAAUCUGACAAAGUUAGGAGCAAUGCUGGACGAGGCAGGAAUAGCUCAUACUACCACCACUCUGACCUCAGGGGACUACCGCUGGAAGUGGCGGCAUGGUAUUGAGAGGGAACUACCCUGUCUUUUGGUCAGAAAGAGAGCAGGUGACUUGUCAAGGACGUUGAAGGAGGGGAAGUUUUGGAGUCAGGUACAGAAAAUGGUGGACUGGAAGAAAGAGUUCAUGACCUUUGACUUUCCGUGUGAACUGUUUUACAUCAUUGAGGGUGAGGCAGACUGCAGUGACAGAGGUCAGGGUCCGGGCAGGAAUCCGACCCCGACACAGAUCAAGAAUGCAGUUCUAGAUCUGCAGCGACAUCCAGACAUACAGGUCCUUCAGUCAGCCAGUACAGAGGAAACUCUGGCCAUUCUGGAGUCUAUCAACGCUGACCUGGACCAGAGAAUCAAGACAGGCAAAUUUGACAUGAUGUUGGAGAUGGAGUGGGAAAAAUGUCAAGAGACGUUCAUCAAUAUUGAUGACAGCGAUGAAGAGGUUCUCCCUUCCAGUGGCAGACAUGUUUCCACCCAGAGGUUUAGUGUGAACACCUCCAAUCUUCCAAACAACAGCGGAAAUAUCCACGAAUCUAAAUCUCAGGUCUGUGGAGGUAGUGGAAUCCUAAAAUCUCAUCCUCUGAGUGGAGGAGAUGGUGAUGACCUGAAUGAUAUCUAUCCUCUGGAUGGGGAGAUGGAAGAUCCAGAUUGGCUCCCAGAUAUCGCACAUGAACCUCGAAGUCAUGACAGAGUUUCAGAGACAGACAGUUCAUUAAGUACUGAUACAACAGGAAUUCACCAUAAAAACCUGAAGAGGAAAACCAACAGUGUACAAGAUCAAGAGAUAGUGACCAAGAAAAAGCUGUCGCUAUCAAAACCAGGAAGAAAUGAAGGGAAAGGUUUACAGAAUGGAUUCCUGUUGGACUCCGGCACCAGUGAUGGUGUAGAGGGGGAUGAUGAAGCCCCGAGUUCUAGUCAUUUUGGACGUCACCCUUCGAUCAAUGAAACCUGGAGAAAGUCUCAUCAGGGUGAGAUUUCUGGGGAGGAGGUGGAAGACUGGUGGAAUUCCAGGGACAAGGAGCCCCUAGUGAUGUAUCAUAACUCUUACGGCUUCACCCCCCGCACUCCAACCAAAGAUCCCAACAAACAGUCUGUCUCAAUCAACAAAGUUUCCUUCCACACAAACGAGAAAAACCACAAAGGUGUUACCAGCUGUAGGGGAUACAGACCAGUCAGCCCCGGGGAUGAGGAGGGACAGUCUGCAGGAGGUAGUGAAGGGUCAGGUCAAGGUCAGGAGAAAGUGACCCAAAUUCUGGACAUGUUCCCUGCACUGACCAGAGAAGUGGUUUACAAAGUCCUUACUAGGCAUUCUGGAGACCUUAACAGCUGUGUAGAGGAGCUUUUAGAGACAUAAGAGAAUCUUACAUCUUGAGGAGGGCAUGUUUUAUCAUUAUUUUGUUCUACUACAGAGUGUAAUGUUUUUAUGUGCAGCAGUAUUGAUAGUAGGUCUGUAGACCUGAUGGAAUGAAAUUGUUUUAUCUGUAAGAGAUUUCGUUUUCACAAAAAUUGAAAUAUUGGCAUGAAAUACAUGUAUCUUGUACACAGUGGUAUAGAUUCUUGAAUUAAUCUGUCCACAGGUGUGUGAUGUGUUGUUUACCUGUUUUAUUUACAGCAGUAUGAGAUAUCAAAUUCACAAGUAAAUAAAUGUUAAUAAAGUGAUUGUCAUGUUCAUGGUUGUAAAAAAUUUCAUCAGAUUUGGCCUGUUCAUGUUUGUAUUCUGUUGCAUUAUAUUCAAUGUACUUUUGAUUGUUGGUAGAUAUCAGGUUGUUGAGAGAUAUUGGAAGAUGUACUCUGUAUUGGUUGUACAUGUGUUGUGUAGAAAUAUCAUUACAUAAUGGGAUAUAUUGUUGGAAAUGUUCUAUACAGUUUGUAUAGAUAAAGUCCAUGUUGGAUAGAUAUUUGUUGAUCUCUUGUAAGAGAUUUCCUUUACUCAGUUUUAUGAGAUAGCAUGUACAUAUUGCUAAUGGUUGUUGAGCAGUGAUAUCUAUUAUCUAUAUGUAUACACCUAUACAAGUUAUCUUACAUAGUGGUGUAUGUAUUAAUAAGAGAUAUUGCAGAUGACCAGAUAUUGAUCAAAGAUAUCACAUGUACAGUUGUAUAGAUAUUAGAUAUCUGGUAAACAGUCGUGUAGAUAGAGAUCAUUUACACCAGUGUUUAUGUAUGUUGGUAAAAAAUAGCAUGUAUACAGGUAUGUAUAGAUAUUGAUCAGAGAUAUCAAAAACACAGUUGUUAGUUUUUAGUUCACCUGAGCUGAAAGCUUAAGUGAGCUAUUCUAAUCACAUUUUGUAUGACGUUCAUCCGUCUGUCCGUCCGUAAACUUUUCAAAUUUUCAACAUCUUCUCAAGAACAACUAGGCCAAUUUCAACCAAACUUGGCACAAAUCAUCUGUAGGCAAAGGGGAUUCAAAGUUGUGAAAAUUAAGGGUCACACCUGUUUUCAAGGGGAGAUAAUUAGAAAUUAAUGAAAAAUUUCGAGAAAUUUUCAAAAAUCUUCUCAAGAACCAUAAAGCCAGGAAAGCUGAAACUUGUGUGGAACAUCCUCAGGUAGUGUAGAUUCAAAGUUGUGAAAUUCAUGACCCCCGGGGGUAGGAUGGGGGCUCAAAGUUUUACAUAGGAAUAUAGAGUAAAUCUUCUUCUCAGAAACUGAAACUUGUGUGGAAGCAUCUUCAGGUAGUGUAGAUUCAAAGUUGUGAAAUUCAUGACCCAAAAGGGUAGGGUGGGGCCACAAAGGGGGCUCAAAGUUUUACAUAGGAAUAUAUAGAGUAAAUCUUUAAAUAUCUUCUCAGAAACUAAUCAUCCAGGAAAGCUGAAACUUGUGUGGAAGCAUCUUCAAGAAGUGUAGAUUCAAUGUUGUGAAAAUCGUGACCCCCAGGGGUAGGGUGGGGCCACAAUGGGGGGGGGGGUCAAAGUUUUACAUAGGAAUAUAUAGAGUAAAUCUUUAAAAAUCUUCUUUUCAGAAACUAAUCAGCCAGAUGAUUCUUUAUAAUUGUUAAGACUUUGUCUCCAGGACAAUUCUUCGGCCUCACAAGAAGGUUCAGAGUUUGAUGUAGCUUUAUAUCCCACAUAUAAACAAUUGUUAAGGAUCUUUUUGAGAACUGCAAUACUCAACAUGUGAUAUGACUAUAAAAUCAUCCUGUUCUAGAAAAGGGACUAAUAAUUAUAAACAUAAGAAUAUCCAGGGGGGAAAAUGAAUUUUAUUUAUACAGGAUCUACAUGUAUUAUCGUAGAUUGUCCAGAUUGUUUGUAUCAUGACUCCAUUAAGCUGAUUUUAUCAUACCUAUUGUUCCUCGGGUGAGCGAUGUGGCCCAUGGGCCUCUUGUUUAGCAUAGCUAUCAAUCAGAGAUAUCAAAAACACAGUUGUUAGCUAAUGAGUAUAGAUGCCCUGUACACAUUUGUUUUGAUAUUGAUCAGAGAUAUCUGUUACAGAAGUAGUACAGAUAUUGAUCAGAUAUUUAUACAAAAGUCUGUACAUACUGAUUAGAUAUUAUGUACACAGUUUUAAAGUUACCUGAGUGUAUAGAUAUUGAUAUCACUCACACUGACAGUGGAAAAAUGAUCAGAUAUGUACACAGGCGUUAAGACAUGAUGAAAGAUUUCACGUAUUACAAUACUGUUUAGAUAUUGAUUGAAGAUACUGGUACCAUGUUUUCAGAUGUAUAAAUAUUAACAAGAAAUAUUUUGUUCAUGCAUGAGUUGAUACUGCUUCUUGUUUUUCAUACUUUCUGUUAAAUGAAGCUUUUCCAUUA